Haplochromis burtoni (Burton's mouthbrooder) is the source of this 6546-nucleotide messenger RNA. RefSeq names its product ubiquitin specific peptidase 45 (gene usp45). Gene Ontology annotation, molecular function: zinc ion binding; cysteine-type deubiquitinase activity. The transcript has 18 exons. The record is from RefSeq and is a predicted model, not a curated record. NCBI's taxonomy places the organism in Eukaryota, Metazoa, Chordata, Actinopteri, Cichliformes, Cichlidae. The coding region runs from base 142 to 2571 and encodes 809 amino acids. Gene Ontology annotation, biological process: protein deubiquitination.
AAAACACACCAGUUCAGUUUUUAUCCUACCAAGCUAAUGUAGCUGGCCUUUUUUUGCAACCCAGGAAGAGCUGACAUCUCAGUGUUGGCUUCAUAUUAGCUGACAAAGUCAACAUAGGAGCUAACUUUAAGAGAGCACCAGAUGCGGCUGAAGGACCCCUUCUCCUUGAAAGCCGCCGACAUGACUAAGCGGACUAAUAAACCAAGAAAACCUCGAGAUGAGGAAUCAUCAGAUGAAGUCAGCGGACUGACUUGCCAGCAUGUGAGUAGAGCAGUGGACCUGAACUCAGUAAAGAAAUCAGUCCUCUCGAGUGUGUGGUCGGUAUGCUCAGAGUGCCUAAAGGAAAGGACAAUGAUUGAUGGCGAGCCAGCAGCCUCUCAGGACAUUCUGGUGUGUCUAAAGUGUGGUUUUCAGGCCUGUAACCAGUCAGGGAUCCAGCAUGUUGUGAAGCAUCAACAGGCUUUCCACCCAGAGUCACACUGCAUCACCAUCAGUUUGAGCACAUGGAAGGCCUGGUGUUUCGAAUGCAGUGAAGAGCUCUCGACUCAUUGCAACAAGAAGGCUUUGGCUCAGAGCCUGGACUUUUUACAAAAGCACUCUGUCAAGGCAACAUCAGCAGUAUCACCCAAGAUCAUAAAACUCAGAGAAGAACCACCAGAUUAUGCUGACCCACCAAAAGGCAAGAGCUCAGUCAGCAGUGCUUUGGUCCCUGUUAAGGGAAUCAAUAACCUUGGUAACACCUGCUUCUUCAAUGCUGUUAUGCAGAACCUGUCCCAGACACACAUGCUCAUUGACCUUAUCCAAGAAGUGAAGGAGAAGGGGUACAAAUUGAGGAUCUGCCCCCCUCCAGAGACAAAUCUGAGUGCACUAACAGUAGUGCUGCCCAGUCCAGAACCCUUGACUGCCGCCAUGUUUGCCUUCCUCCACAACAUGAAGGAUCCAGGGAAAGGCUGUGUCAAUCCCAAAAUCCUCUUCAACCAACUCUGCCAAAAAGCUCCAUGCUUCAAGGGCUACCAACAACAAGACAGCCAGGAGCUUCUGCACUACUUACUGGACUCCAUACGAGUAGAAGAAACUAAAAGGGUGAAAGCGGGCAUUUUAAAGGCGUUCAACAAUCCUACAGAGAAGACAGCAGACGAGGAGACCAAACGCCAAGUCAAAGCAUACGGGAAAGAAGGUGUGAAGAUGAACUUUGUCGACCGCAUCUUUGUCGGCGAGCUCACAAACACAAUCAUGUGUGAAGAGUGCGAGCACAUAUCCACAGUAAAGGAAGCCUUCAUUGACAUCUCUUUGCCCAUUAUAGAGGAGAGGAUAUCAAAACCUUCCAACCCUGGUAGGCUGGGGAAGGGCACCCGGGAGCAAGAGAGCCACACAGCUCACAGUGAGCAGGUUCCUUCUGCAACACACUCUGUCAACAGAAAUACCAGGAAGCUGAGUGGACAGAAGCAACAGAGCAGGAGGUCUUCCAGCUCUGUGGAGGAGAAAGGAGCAGGCUUUAGUGGGGACCGACCAGAGGAUGAAGGUGUUGCAGGUGGAUCAAGCCACUGCGUCUCAGUUUGUAAGAUGGCGGCUGCCGGCAGCCUGUCGGACGGCAGCGAGAGAGACUCGGGCGCUCAAGACAGCAGCAAUGACGCCGACAGCGAGGCCUCUGAGAGCGAGUGGACGCCACGUUCCUCCAACCAGAGCCACAGCCACAGGCACAUGUCUACCCCAUCAUCCACCUCCACCCUCACUCCGUCCCCUACGCCUGUCUCCGCCUCAUCUCCUUCUUCAUCGUCUUCCACAAGGCAAGGCGGCGCUGUGGAACAGCUAGUUAGCGCCGUCUCUAAAGUCAACCUGAGCUUCAGCUCUGGGGACUGCUCUCCAUCUGCACACUGUUCUCCAGAGGAGCACGGAGAAACACAGAGCCGAGACAAUCUCCACCAUCAGCACCACCAGGGGGCCUUCCAGGCUCUGUCCCACAGUUACACACCCAGUUCCAAGGAGUGCUCCAUCCAGUCCUGCCUCCACCAGUUCACCUCUGUGGAGCUGUUGAUGGGCAACAACAGGCUGCUCUGUGAGAGCUGCACUGAACGUAGGAUGAAGCAGCUGCGCAAGAGCAGCUCAGCAGAUAAGAAAGUGGAGAAGGUUUACACCAGCGCUAGGAAGCAGAUGCUCAUAUCCUCACUGCCUCCUGUCAUCACAUUGCACCUGAAACGCUUCCACCAGGCAGGGAUGAACCUCCGUAAGGUGAACCGCCAUGUUGACUUUCCUCUGAUCCUGGAUCUGGCUCCUUUCUGCUCUGCGUCCUGCAAGAACCUGGCAGCCGGUGAGCGUGUCCUCUACAGCCUGUACGGGAUUGUCGAACACAGUGGCUCAAUGCGUGGAGGCCACUACACUGCAUAUGUAAAAGUGCGCGCUCCACAGAGGAAAACAGAACAACAGCACAAGAACCUGUCAGGUGCCAGGGACACCUGCAGCAGCUCCCAGGGCCAGUGGGUGUAUGUCAGCGAUACCACAGUUCAGAUGGUACCAGAGUCAAGGGUACUCAACUCUCAGGCAUAUCUGCUCUUCUAUGAGGAAAUCCUCUAACAUGACAGAAGAAAGUAUUUAUCUCUAGAAAACCUCCUUUUGCUUUGUGUUGUUUUUGCAGAAGCCUGUAAACUCCUCUUACUGUAUCUUUGGGUGUUUUGGAGGCAAGAAAAGGGAAGGAUUUCACUGUAUACACCUUUGUAUUACUUAAAUUGGCACCUUUAAAUAUUGUAGAUGUAUAAAGGAUAAAAGGAUUUUAUUUUGUGGCUUAGAGAUUUUCAUUCAUGUUCUGUUUUUUAUUAUUAUUAAUAUCAUCAUUAUUAUGAAAAGCCUGCUCUUUAAAAAGAGGCUAGGUGAAAACCAGAGUGUUAUUGAACCUGAGCUGUAACACAAAUGUUACGGUCUGUCUCAGCCACAGUCACGUGCCUGAGAUGUAAAAUGCAUGAUAGUUUACAACUAUAACUAACUGGAAGUGGCAGAAUUUUACUGCAUGCUAACCUGUACCCGGCGCCUAUGAGUUGGUGUCGGUUGCGUGUAUUUGUGUGGGUGAGUGAGCGAGAGACCAGUGAAUGAAGUUUGAAGGUGCUGUGUACCAUUUUCACAUCAGUAAAUGAUCGCCAGCUUAAAUCAGACUUGGCAGUCUGGUUGUGUUAUGAAUGUAAAUGCUCCGCACAAAAUAUUUGAAUUGUGAGGCAAUGGCUUCAGUGAGAGCGUGAUCAUUAGUGACAGUAAAGACGAAUAUAGACGAGGAGGAGCCGAGAAGCAGCAUUCUGUGGAGUUCACUGGAAUCUGUGUUUGUACAUUUGAGACACCCAGUCUGAAAAAUCAGCCUUGGCUCUGUUGACGCAGGAUACACACUGGCUUAACAUACUGACUGAAGUUGCCACACAGCACCUUUAAAGAAGUAGCACAACAUUAUUCUACUUCGGCCUUUUUCAAAAGGAUUGUUUUCUUAAAAUCAGAAUGUAUAAAUGUCUGACUAUCAGUGAAUUGAAUUUGCCAAAGACAAGUUUGUUUGGUUUUUUAUUUCUGCGGCAAGUUUGAGCCGAGUUUCUUUAACAUACUCUCCCUCAAGGUCAUCGGUGUAGUUCUCCCCCCCGCAGGCAGGCGCACUUGAUGUUUAUCGCAUCAACAAAGCACUUCUUCUGCCUUCAUUGUAUUUCAGCUCCACCCGAACACACGAAAGUGUCAGACAAACAGUCAGCACCACAACAGACUUGCUCUUCAUUCUCUAAUGCCAUGAAUAAGCUUGAGCAUAAACGAAGAAAAAAAAUGAGAGAAACAUGUUAGAAAACAGUUUAAAGGCUUAAAAAAAAGGCUAAUAAGAAAAACCUCUUUCUGUAUUGUGCAUGGGUUGAUGUUCUAAUGAAUGUAUUGCCUAUUCUUCAAAUGUCCAUGACAAAUGACCUGUUUUUUGUUUUUCUAUGAAAAUAUUUUAGAUUCAACUACUUUUAUUUCUCCUGCUUUGCCAAACGAUUAGACAGAAAAGAGUUCAAGUUAUGUUCACCUGCGACAGAAAAAAUACAAAAUCUGUGCCUCUCUUCACGGUUAAGAAACCCGUGCAUGGUGAGAAGACAACUUGCAAUCAUAUAAAGAGGGAUAUGCGUGGGUUAUUUAUGUACAGUAUUGCUUACUGUAAGCAAAAACAGUACUGAGUGUAUGUAAUUGUACAUAUAGGACAAUACAAACUCAUGGUGCUCCAGGCGUGCAGGGUUUCCUUCCUCAAGACAAGUUCUUGCUCCCAGAAAAAUAUUUAAAUUUGCUUAUGGAAUGAACAUAAAACAUAAUGUAUAAAAAUAAACCUAAUUUAUGAACAGUAUAUUCAACGAUAUUCUUUUUUUUUCUUUAAGCUUCUCUUGUGCAACAGCUCUAGUAGUAGAAAAGAAAUCACAAUAGAUUUAAUGUUUUCUGCUGCUAAAUUGGUGUCAUGCUGGGUUUUGUUUUUUGGGUUGUUUUUUUUUUUUUUUUUACUGCAAGCAAGAUGUCGUCGACAGUCUCCCUCUUCCUAUCUCGGCUGUCACUGCGGAUCCCGCGGUGCCACAUUCAGCCAGUCUUCGCCCGUUAUCGGCCGUGACGGGUGCAAAGCAGCACUGCUUCAGAACAUGUCGGGAGCUGGUGAAAAGGAGGUGGGUGUGGAAUCAGGAAAAAGGGCAACGUCCAAAGACAUUCGCCCCGCGCGUUCUCUCACUCCCACACGCUGUGACAUCCCGGCCGUGCGACUGGAACAUAGAACAUGUUGUCAAACCGCCACCAAACAAGACGAGUAAAUCUUUUCUGAAGUGCGUUUGUCUAUUUUUAAAGGGGGGCUUUUGGCUGGAGGACAUGCUGCUGAGGCAUUUGAUGUGAUUUAAUCUUGUGUAAUGAAAAGCGCCCUCCCUCUGCAUGAGACAGUUUUAAGAAACUAAUAAGGUGCUGCUGUGGAGCUCGUCUACCAGCAGUGAAGGUUAAAUUUUUACUGCUCUCACUGUCAGCCUGGCCCAGCUGCACACCACGCUGCACAUGCACUCGCUAAUGUAUAACACGCUCAACACGUUUUCACAUGGAAGCAUUCACACACUUGGACUGCACACGCCUCAGGCUUUGUUCUUCACAGGGAAAAUGCACCAACACUAUACCAACAGAGUACACGAUGGUAUUAAAUCACACCUGCACACGACCUCUUCAAACACACGACAUGUUCUCAUAAAGUGCUUCAGUUCUGUUUUAGGAAAAAUAGUGGGCUCCAUCCAGUCUGUUUAAUGCUGGAAUCCUGCUGAUUAUGGCUUAAUUUAUACAUGCCAAUAAAUAAGUCUUAAAUUAUGCAGUUUGAACCUCCAGAAUGACACUAGCACCUGUUUAUGCUCAGCAAAUGGCUGGAUUCCCAAAUGGACACAGCAGGUGAAAUAAGUAUUGAAAGCGUCACAGAUUUUAGGUAAAAGGAAAAAACAUUUCUAAAGGUGCUAUUGACAUGAAAGUCUUACCAGAUGUUGGUAACAAUUCACACAGGGAAAAAGUUUUGAAUGCAAAGAAAGGUACAGAAAAACCAGAAUCAGCAAGUGUUUCAAAGGGGGGGGGGUUUAGUAAGGUGAUGAUCCCAAACACCAUCAGGGAAACGCAAAUGGUUUCAGAGAAAGAAAAUAGUGCUGCUAAAAUGACGCAGCCAAUCACCUGACCUGAAUCCAACUGAAAGAACGAAACCUCUUGUGUGUGCUCCAAUUGUGGGAAUUUUGGAAAAACUGUGGUGCAUUUGAUGGCACCAUAACAUCACAUCAACAAGGUCAUGGGUUUGAAUCUCCUGUGUGGAGUCUGCAUGCUCUCCAUUUAAUGCCUGGGUUCUUGCCAGGUGCUCCAACUUCCUCCCACAGUCCAAAGACAUGAUUGGGGUUAACUGGUGAUUCUAACUUGGCUGUAGGUGUGAGCUUGAAUGGCUGUCUGUGCAGCUGGGAUAGGUUCCAGCCCAACUGUGACCUUGAAAUGGUUAAGCAGGUGAAAAUGAAUGGAAGAAUUUUCAGAAUAUAAAUAUGUCUGAGUUAUUUAUUUUUAAUGUGAACACCAACAUUGCUUCAUUCUUCUGUUACUCAAUAUCAUAAACCUUAAACUGGUGCUGUUUGCUAUUAAACCUAUGAUAUUCCCCAUGAUACUGAUGCUAACAGUUGGUUAUUAAAAAAGCUUUGUGAAACAAAAGCUCUGCCACUUGGUUUGGGUGUAAGAUUGAUUUGCUUGCCAUUUGUAACAGCGUUUUACAGCUGUGCGAAUUUCAUGUGGGUAUCUCCUGUACUUAAGAAGUAAUGAAGGUGAAAAAUACUCAAAAAGAGAACACAAAUUAGGAAGAACCAAAUUUCGACCCAGCAUCUUGAACAAUAAUAAAAUAUUAAAAUGUGACAUGCACAAUCUGUGGCUGCAUACAAAUCAAGUGUUUGACAAUGAAGUGUUUCAUUUUAAAUGUGUUAUUGGAAGAAAAAAAAUUCAAGCUAAGAAGCCUUUGAUGUUAAAUGGCUGUGGCUACUUUUUGUGCAAAAUAUUCAUUCAUUACAAAUGAAUUAUUUUCUGCAGUUU